This is a messenger RNA of Centruroides sculpturatus (bark scorpion), 1575 nucleotides long. Its product is annotated as tRNA modification GTPase GTPBP3, mitochondrial-like. NCBI's taxonomy places the organism in Eukaryota, Metazoa, Arthropoda, Arachnida, Scorpiones, Buthidae. The transcript is spliced from 8 exons. Gene Ontology annotation, molecular function: GTP binding; protein binding; GTPase activity. The record is from RefSeq and is a predicted model, not a curated record. The coding region runs from base 70 to 1575 and encodes 501 amino acids. Gene Ontology annotation, cellular component: mitochondrion; cytoplasm. Gene Ontology annotation, biological process: tRNA wobble uridine modification; tRNA methylation.
AUUAAAUGGCAUGGCAAGUAAAUAACUACACGUGUUAUUUGGAUAAAUCUGAAUUUUGUUUUAAGUGUAAUGUUAAAUACCGUUCGUCACUUUUUUCGAUGGUGUUCUUCGAAUGCAUCUAUAUCUGGCAAGACAAUUUAUGCGUUGUCUUCCGGCCAGGGACGAUGUGCUAUAGCUGUGAUCAGAGUAUCGGGUCCCGCUGCAUAUAAAGUCAUGACAGACAUGGCUAGACUUAAAUCUCUUCCAGAGCCUAGAAAACUUAUCUUAAGAAAAUUAACCGAUCCAGAAACUCGAGAAUUAUUAGAUAUAGGUCUUGUGUCAUGGUUUCCUGCUCCUAAUAGUUUCAGUGGGGAAGAUAUGUGUGAAAUUCAUGUUCAUGGAGGAAUAGCUGUUAUAACUUCUGUACAAAGAAGUUUAUCAAAACUGCCAGGAUUUUGUAUAGCAGAACCAGGAGAAUUUACGAAAAGGGCAUUUUUCAAUGGAAAAUUUGACUUAACUCAAGUUGAAGGUCUUUCAGAUCUUUUACAAGCAGAAACAGAAAUGCAAAGACAUCAAGCUUUAUUACAAUUGGAUGGAAUUUUAUAUAAAAAAUAUGACAUUUGGAAACAAAAAUUGAAAAAGUGUAUGGCAAAUGUAGAAGCUUUUAUUGACUUUGGUGAAGAUGAAAACAUUGAAUUGGAUGUUUUAGAUAAUGCAAAUAUAGAAUUGAAGAAAUUGAGGAAAGAAAUAGAAAGUGCUCUUUUAGACAAUAGAAAAGGAGAACGUAUACGUGGUGGAGUUCAUUUAGUUAUUGUAGGAAAACCUAAUGUUGGAAAAAGUAGUCUUCUCAAUAUUAUUUGCCAAAGAGAAGCUGCCAUUGUAUCUCCAGUUCCAGGAACAACUAGAGAUGUUAUUUCUUGUUCACUUAAUAUUGGUGGUUAUCCUGUACAUAUUUCAGAUACUGCUGGCAUUAGAGAAACAGAAGAUUUGAUUGAAAAUGAGGGUGUUAAAAGAGCUAAAAAAUGUGCUUUGCACUCAGAUUUAAUGAUAAUUAUGAUUGAAGCCAAUGAAGCAAUCCAAUUGGUGAAAGAUGGUAAAAGGUCUAUUGAAGUUGUUGAUCAACUUUUAAAUGAUAUUAGAAUGUCAUCAAAUGAAUUUCAAAAUUCACAGGCCAAUAAGAAACAACCUAUGACUUUUAUUGUUAUAAACAAACAUGAUCUGUUGAGUUGCAAAGAAAUUGAGAAAUUGAAACAGUUUAUCAAAGAUCUAGAACAACUCAAAUUCCAGCUUUGUAUAAUUUCAUGUAAAACAGAAACAGGUAUAGAAGAUUUUUUAAAAUUAUUACAGGAGAAAAUUGAAAUCUUAUGUGGAAAUCCUCUAGUGGAAAAUCCAAUGCUAACUCGAGAGAGACAUAGGAUGCUCCUUGCUAACUGUGUAAACAACUUAGACAGUUAUUUUGAUACAAUAGAUAAGGAUAUUGUGAUUGCUGCACAUCAUCUUCGUAAAGGAUUGUUACAAUUGGGUAAAAUAAAUGGAAAAGUAACAACAGAAGAUAUUUUAGAUGUUAUUUUUAAAGAUUUUUGCAUUGGAAAAUAA